CAGUGACAGAAAUGCAUCCAGCAGUAUUUCUUCUCUAUUAUCAUGUCCACUGACCAUCACAGCUGUGUCAUCAAACAAAACAAAACACAAAUGUUGGGAGGUGUUGGAAAAAUGUGCUCAUAUCCGUUGCACUUGAUUAGUCACUACUUUUAUUUCAUCCAAGAUCUCCUCAUUUCUCUCACAGACUCACUUCCCACUGAGCAGCUCCAUCAGUCCUCCCUCCCACAUCUUCUCCCUCCCAGCUUACCUCCUCCUCUCACUGUCACUGCGCUUCUCAAACUUGAGGUGGGUCUUUUUUAUACUGUCUCCCGCCUCUCCUUUUACUCUUUACUCCCAAGACGUGAUGAGGUUAACAGCACUGUGCGUAUGUGGGACUCUGCUGGCCUUCACAAGCCUCUUUUGGACCACAGCGGAUUCAGACGAAGGAGAUCUCCUGUGGGAUAAUGAAUUUGGGCCCUGCACUGCAAAUCUGAGACCUGAGGGGCCGUGCAGACACAGACAGGAUGAGAGCACAUGCCCUUACCUUUUCAGUCUGCCGCCAUUGACUGUCCAUUUGCCAAAGCAGCUCAGAGAGCUGGAAAAGAUCGUGGAGGAUCUGCAAAAGCUGAAAGACAAUGUGGAUCAGCUGAGGAAGAUGUGUGCCGAUUGUAAAGUAAGCCAAACUGAGAGAGAGUGUGGAAGGCAAAGAGAGCAUGAAAAGCUGAAUGAGAGUGCAGACAGACGUAAGGAUGAGAGGAACUGGCUGAAUGAGACAAAUGGGAGACUAAAAGAUUUCCGCCUGCAGUGUGGGACAGACAGGGUUAAAGCAGAAAAUACUACGAAAGGAGAUGGUGACACGCACUCUGAAAAAACAAUUUCGGAAGAGAAAGAGAGAAAGAAAUGGGAAACAGAAAGAGAGAGGAGCGAUAAAGUGACUGUAAAAGAAAAUGAGGAUGAAGAAACCCUAGAAAUGACAGAGAAAGAUGGAAAAACUCAGACAGAGGGUGCAAAAGAAAAGGACAAAUUUGGACAGGCAAAUGAUGGAAAUGAGAGAAUAGUGGAUAUGGUCAUAAAAAAUGUUGAAAAAAAUAACAGGGAGAGAGGGACGGACAGAAAUAAAGAAAAAGAGAGUAAGGGUAAUUCAAAGGGAGAUCGAGGGCACGUGAGAGAAAAAGAAAAAGAGAGGAAGACUACAAGUAAUAUAAAAAAUAAGGAGAAAACAGAAGAAAGUACCCAUCACGUGUGGCGGGAUGAAACAAAGGAAACAGAGAAAAAGACCCAAACUGAAGAAGACAGACAUAGUGAUGGAAUAAAGAUGUCUGAGGACCAUGAUGGGCAUACAAAUCAGGAGCGGAGGCAGUAUGGAGAGGAGAGGAAAAAGGAAAUGGAAAAGGGAAUAAAAAUGGAGCGAAAUAAUGAGAAACCAAAACAGACCGAGAGCAUCGGGCAUGCAGAAAAAGAGAAGACUAUAAAAGAGGGGGAGGUGGAGAGGGACUGGGAGAGUGCUAUGGAGAUCAAAACAGAAGGAGAAAAGGCGGUCCAGACUGUACAGAGAGACGGUGAUGGAGAAUUAGCAUCCAGCAAGGCAACUGAGAGGACAGACUUUGUUUCAAUCAGCCCGACUCCUCACUCCACCAUUAGUUUAGCUCCGAGGCAUGACUCCAUGGACUCAAACAAAGCUGUAACCUUUGCAUCACCUCCUUCUUCGUCCAGCUUGACUCCACAUUUGAACACAGGUGUUAAUCAAGGGAGGACAAUAAUGCCUGACAGACUUCCAACCCAAAGCACAGGCCUUGAUGCAGGAGGCAUUUCUGAGCACCCAGGCCCAGAUGCAGAGGCAGGCUUUAGGACCACAAGUAGGCCAACAACAGCCACAAUAAACACACUGGGUGGGCCCGGACAGCUGAUAACCAGUGCCAAUACUAGGUUCCCCUCUACAACUAGUGCAAGACCUGAAACCGGCUUCCAGGGGCAAAUUAGCUCAACUAUGGAAACUACAACCACCACAACUCCUCAUCAAAAUUUAUACACAACUAAAUUUCCAGGAGUCGCAGACCGCAACCGCUGGACAGCUAAAAAGAACAUCAGCUCAAACACUAAGACUGGCGUAAAACCUUUACCAGGCCGAGGACUGAAGCCUGGUGAAAAGCAUAAACCUGCAAUUAAACCUGAAGCAGAUCGAAGGCCUAAAAAUCCAAAGAAUGACCAUAAACCUGAUCGAGUACCUUCGCCUGACAGCAAAACAAAACAUGACCAAAAGCAGAAGCCUACUCACCAAAAACCAACGACCAACCAGAAACCUAAACCUGGCAAAGAUCCUAAACAAAUAAAAAAUCCAAAACCUGACCAAAGACCUGAGAAUUUACCAACUGAUCAAAAUCUGAAAAAUACUCCUAAACGUGACCAAGAACAUACAACUGAUCAAAACAAGUUACCUAUUCAGAAGCCAAAAUCUAACCAAAAGUUUACGCCUCCUGUCCAGAGACCUACAUCUACAUCUCAAACUGUAAAUGCAACCAAGUCUCACAGAGAUCCUCAAACUAACAGAGAAAUCACAAUUAUUGAUCAGGAGUCGAAACCUGAUAAAAAGCCGGUUAAUCCUCUAAAAACCGAUGACCCUGACCAAAAUCUGAAAAAUGAAGAAAAAACAAAACAUGAUCAAAGAUCUAUAGUAAAUCAAUAUUUUACACCAGCUCAGGAACCUGAAACAAUGAGCGUCACACCAAAACCCAACCAAAAACCUAAAACAGAACUAAUAGAAGAUUCUGAUCAAAAUCUUUCGUCCAAACCUAAAUCUAUCCAAGAUCCACCUGGACAAGGACAUACCCCUGAUCAAAACCAGUUACCUACUCAAAAGCCAAAAUCUCAUGAAAAGUCUUUGCUUCCUGUCCAGAGACCUACAUCUACAUCUAAAACUGCAAACACAACCACUUCAGACAAAGAUCCUCGAACUCACAGAGUGUCUGUUGAAAGAACAAUUAUUAAUCAGAAACCUGAGAAAAAGCCGGUUCCUCUCAAAACUGAAAACCCUGACCAAAAACAAAAACCUCCUAAAAAGCUGACAAGUGAAGAAAAAUCAAAACCUGAUCAAAGGUCUUCAUCAAACACUCCAGUUCAAGAGCCUGAACUUGAAACAUCGAGCCUCACAUCAAAACCCAACCAAAAGCCUAAAACAGAACUAUUGGAAGAUUCUGAUCUAAAUCUUUCACCUAAACCUAAAUCUGUCCAGGACCCGUCGCCUGGACAAGAACAUACACCUGAUCAAAACCAGUUACCAACUCAAAAGCCAAAAUCUAGCCUGAUCAAAACCAGUUACCAACUCAAAAGCCAAAAUCUAGUCAAAAACCUACACUUCCUGUCCAGAAAUCUACUGGUUCUGACAAAGAUUCACUAA
Molecule: messenger RNA, 3373 nt
Organism: Larimichthys crocea (large yellow croaker)
Lineage: Eukaryota; Metazoa; Chordata; Actinopteri; Sciaenidae
Product: microtubule-associated protein futsch
Exons: 2
Coding region: 344-3373 (1009 amino acids)
Source: RefSeq, a predicted model, not a curated record